CACACCGCCGACUCUCGUGACGAAGCUCUCAAGUCGAACAUUUCAACCUCAACUCGAUUUGCAAGACUCAUUACUAUUCUUGCAAGAUAUGCAGUGUGGGAGUCAACUUUCUGGUCCAACUAGUUGAUCAGUUUAUCCGAAAUGCCUCGCAAUGGCUCGGCUGCUGGCUCAGCGCAAACCGGAGUGGGCGGCGCUUUGAGUCGGUUCUCGCGACGGUCUCACGCUGUGGAUUAUAUCGCAUUGGGAUGUCUUGUGGCAGGAUGGUUUCUGAUCCAGCUCUUCGUCCACCCCUUCCAUCGCAUGAUUAUACUCGACAACAAGUCCAUUCAGUUCCCCUUCGCAGUGAUGGAACGGGUGUCUGUUGUAUGGUCGAUUGUCUACGCCGGACUAUGUCCACUCCUAAUCUUCGUCCUCUGGGCCGCCAUGUUCCGGCCCGGCUCGCAUAAAGUCCAUGUAACGAUUCUCGGAUUUCUCGUGACGCUGAUCCUCACAUCGUUUUUAACGGAUGUGAUCAAGAAUGUGGUUGGAAGACCUCGCCCGGACUUCAUUUCCAGAUGUAUGCCUCGGAAAGGGACACCUGGCGACAUCCUGGUCGCAUGGACGGUUUGCACGCAGACGAAUGAUCAUAUUCUUCAGGAUGGAUGGAGGAGUUUCCCAAGUGGCCAUAGUAGCUUCUCGUUUGCUGGCCUGGGUUACCUGGCAUAUUUCUUCUGCGGCCAGAUGCAUGUAUUCAGACCGAGAGCAGACCUUGGCCGAUGCCUCCUGGCCUUCAUACCAAUGUUAUGUGCAUUGAUGGUCGCCAUCUCACGUCUCAACGACUACCGACACGAUAUCUACGAUGUAACCUGCGGUUCGAUCCUUGGGAUUCUGGUGUCUUACUUCUCUUACCGGCGCUACUAUCCUCCAUUGUGCUCUGUGACAUGCGACAUUCCGCAUGAAAAGAAGGAUGCGGAUGGCUUCUCCAGACUUGCCCCUGACGAGGAGCAACAACUCGACGAUAUGGCGGGAGAGACAUACCGGCUUGGAGAGCAGGGAACAUCACAUUAGAGAUGUUCUCGAAUUUGUGUAGAUUUCAUUAAUGAUACCCUAAUCAAUUUAGAAUAAUCAACUUAGAAUUGAAAGAUUGAGAUCUUGUCCUCAUCAUUAUCUACUACCACUACAGCUUGGAAAUACCCCUAUUCCUAACGUUCGUCCAUUCCUUGACGUCGUGGAAGUCCAUCACCUUGUUAGGCCCACCGAAUCUCCCCAGGGUAUCUUUCCAGUUUCUAUUCUGGCCAAUUUCCGGAUCCCACUUGACAAGGUCAUGGAUCUUUGGAGGAACCUUGUCUUCCAGGGCGUCGACAAUGAUACCUCCGAUUGAGGGAAGAUAUUUGAAGCCUGUAAAGGAGAGUUAGUUCCGCAGCCCAUACAUACAAACCAAGAGAAUGGCAUACCUCUCCCAGAAGCACCACAGCCCAAAAUCAAAGAAGGAUGAUGAGG
Molecule: messenger RNA, 1479 nt
Organism: Aspergillus glaucus CBS 516.65
Lineage: Eukaryota; Fungi; Ascomycota; Eurotiomycetes; Eurotiales; Aspergillaceae
Product: phosphatase PAP2 family protein
Exons: 4
Coding region: 142-1047 (301 amino acids)
Biological process (GO): phospholipid metabolic process
Molecular function (GO): phosphatidate phosphatase activity
Source: RefSeq, a predicted model, not a curated record